Entrophospora candida is the source of this 2415-nucleotide messenger RNA. Lineage: Eukaryota; Fungi; Glomeromycota; Glomeromycetes; Entrophosporales; Entrophosporaceae. The record is from the annotation of a GenBank genome assembly.
AUGACUACUGUAAAUAGAUCCCAUCAACAAAGUGUAGGAAACUAUAUAGUUGGCAACGAAAUUGGGAGAGGAUCUUUUGCAACAGUUUAUAAGGGGUAUCAUAAGAAAACGAAAGAAAAUGUAGCAAUUAAAUCUGUAUCAAGAUCAAAAUUGACAAAAAAAUUACUUGAAAACUUAGAAUCAGAAAUAAAAAUUCUCAAACGAAUUCACCAUGAUCACAUAGUUCAAUUAGUUGAUUGUGAAAAAUCUGAGAGCCACAUACAUUUAAUUAUGGAAUAUUGUACUAUGGGUGAUUUAUCGCAAUAUAUAAAGCAAAGAGGAGCAAAUAACCACUCAUCAUCAAAGGGUCCAUCUGUUGGGCUAAGUGAAUAUGUUGUCCGUCAUUUUUUAAAACAAUUAGAACCUAAACAGAAAAAUUUCGGAUCUGUUGUCGGGUCACCGGAUUUGCCAAUUUUAAAGAUAGCAGAUUUUGGAUUUGCGCGUUCAUUGCCGUCUUCAUCUUUAGCAGAGACAUUAUGUGGCUCACCACUUUAUAUGGCACCAGAAAUAUUAAGAUAUGAAAAAUAUGACGCAAAAGCAGAUUUGUGGAGUGUAGGGGCUGUAAUUUAUGAAAUAAGUGUUGGCAAACCGCCGUUUAGAGCUCAAAAUCAUGUUGAGUUAUUGAAAAGAAUCGAAAAAGGUGGCGAUAAAAUAAAGUUUCCUAGUAAAAAUCCUGGAGUGGCGAUCCAUUCAGCAAAUACUCACGAUGACAAUUUGCCUGCCACCUCACCUACUAAUUCGACUUCUCUAAUUAGUGAAGAACUUAAAGAUUUAAUAAGACAUUUGUUGAAACGUAAUCCUGUAGAACGUAUUUCUUUUGAAGAAUUUUUUAUGCACCCUUGUGUUGUAGGUGAUUUAAUACCUCAACCAUUGACAAAUUCAUUUGAUCCAAAAGAGAAACCAGGCGAUAAUUUGAAACCUAAUAGGAUCACAAAUACACCAUCAACAAACAAUUACUACGCAUCAAACCAAUCACAAAAGAACUCGUUUAAAGAUAACAGUAAUAAUGCUAAAUAUCAACAAAUUUUACAAAGGUCACCUAAAUCCCCAAACAUAGAUAAAAUGUUUGAACGAUCAAAGGACAACAACAACAAUAAUAAUGAAUUUCUUCAAGUCAACAACGAAGUUCAGCCUUCCUAUGAUAAUCGAUCUCCAUCACCUUCAUUAUUAGUGCAAACACCUUACCCACAGGAUGAACUUGUAAAAAGGCAAAACACUGAUGCUGAAAACUUUGAACAUUCAAAUAGAUCAAAUAGUGCCGAAGAUGAUGUUCAAUUUGCGAGGGAAUAUGUUUUGAUUGAGAAACGUGCAGUCGAGGUUAAUAAAUUGGCUGAUGAUCUUGCUGUAAUACCCAAAUCGAAUGGAAGUUCACAGCGACCUUUUCAUAAAGGUACAGCCUUUGCGUUUUCAGAUGCCUUGCCCUCAAAACCCCUUGAUUUUCCAUAUAAGACUUCACCAAAUCAAAAUUCUUUCUUUUAUUCGACAACACCACCUUUUGCUAUACCACAAUCCAGUCAAGACAAAAGUAGCCCUGUUGGAAGUAUAGGUAGUAGUGCAUCUUCGGCUCUUGCUAGAGCUUUAAAUGUUGCAUCAGUUCGUUUAUUUGGUACUGGUAAUUCACCGCCAUCUUGGAGUGAUAAAUAUUCAAAACAAAAAGGCAAUUCUGCUUUACUUACAAAUGACGUUAUACUUGAUCCCGAGGAAGAAGCAGUAAUUAAAGCAAUAGAGGAGUAUGCUCAAAAGGCACAUUUUGUUCAUCAAUUUGCUGAUUCAAAAAUUAAUCAACUCUUACCACCACCACCUACUAGCAGUAAUGAAUUAGCAUAUAAUUCACCACCCACGCCUCAAGCUGCUAUUACUUUAGCUGAAGAAGCAUUUGUUCUAUAUGUUAAAGCACUUUCAAUAUUACAAGCAGCAAUUGUUUGUGCAAAAGAUUAUUUAUCAAAAUCAAAUGAAAAAGAAGAUUUAUUUAAAAAAAAUGCACAUCCUAAAUUAAAUACCGCUGUGCAAUGGGUUCGUGCAAGAUUCAAUGAAUGUUUGGAAAAGGCUGAGUAUGCAGAAUCUAGAUUCCUCGCAAAUGGAGAAAUGACGACCGAGGUUGUUGUAGAGAAGUUGCUUUAUGAUAAAGCAUUAGAAAUGAGUCGUCAUGCAGCUGUCAAUGAAUUGAUUAAUGAAGAUUUGUUAGGAUGUGAAAAGGCAUAUAAAACAUCUAUUCAUAUGUUAAAUGCUAUAUUAGAAGGUUCCCCUGAUGAAGUAGGAAUGGGAGACGAUGAUAAAAAAGUGAUAAAUAAAUUUAUUAAAUCAAUCAAUAAAAGACUUGACUCUUUACAAAAAAAAUUGGCUCAAUCAGAUAACAAUCUAUCGUUGGCAGCAUAA